Funneliformis mosseae is the source of this 2304-nucleotide messenger RNA. The record is from the annotation of a GenBank genome assembly. Lineage: Eukaryota; Fungi; Glomeromycota; Glomeromycetes; Glomerales; Glomeraceae.
AUGGAGGCCAAUCCACCAUUGCCAGCUCCAAACGAUUUGGCAGCUACAUGGGCCUUCCUUGAAAAUGGCAUCGAUCAAAUUAUGAACAGGCUUGAAGAAGGGUUGAGCUACAAGCGAUAUAUGGAUCUCUAUACUGGUAUUUAUAAUUAUUGUACAAGCAGCCGUAUGAAUCCUGGGUUCGCCUCAGAACCACUUGCUGGUCCUGGUUCUAAUCUUAAUAAUAAUCGAGGUGCCAAUUUAAUGGGAAGUGAUUUAUAUCAGAAUCUACAAAGAUAUUUAGAAAGGCAUCUUUUUACCAUUCGUGAGAAUUCAACGCAAUACAUGGAUGAGAAUUUAUUGCGUUAUUACACCAAACACUGGGAUAAAUACACUACAGCCUCUUCAUAUGUCCACCAUGUGUUCCGGUAUCUUAAUCGCCAUUGGGUGAAAAGAGAAAUUGAUGAAGGUCGCAAGACAGUCUAUGAUGUUUAUACUCUUACCCUCGUUAGCUGGCGAGAUCACAUGUUCAUGCACGUCGAACGACAUGUAAUGACCGCAGUGUUAAAAUUAAUCGAAAGACAAAGAAAUGGUGAGACUGUCGAAACAGGGCUGGUUAAGAGUGUUGUUGACUCUUUCGUUUCCCUUGGGCUUGAUGACGCCGAUUCUACAAAGUCCACGCUUGAAGUGUACAGGGAUCACUUUGAAAGGCCGUUUGUGGAAGCUUCGGAAGUUUAUUACAAAGCUGAAUCCGAAAAGUUUGUUAGCGAGAACAGUGUUACGGAUUAUAUGAAAAAGGCGGAGACGCGUUUAGCCGAAGAAGAAAAUCGCGUAAAAAUGUAUUUACAUGCGAGCACUCAUAAACCUCUUAUUACUACAUGUGAAACAGUGCUUGUUAAGAACCAUACAGACAUAAUGUGGGAUGAAUUCCAAAAUUUAUUGAAUAUGGAUAAAUUAGAUGACCUCCACAGGAUGUAUUCCCUUUUAUCACGUAUUCCCGAAGGAUUGGAUCCCCUACGAACGCGAUUUGAGGAGCAUGUGCGCAAGGCUGGGUUGAAUGCCAUUGAAAAAAUUGCAGAUCAAGGCGGCGAUACUAUGGAGCCAAAAACAUAUGUAGAUGCGCUGUUGGAAGUCCAUAGAAAAUACAAUGAUAUGGUUUCAACGGCGUUCAGGGGCGAAGCUGGCUUCGUGGCAUCACUGGAUAAGUUUGUAAAUCGCAACAACGUAUGCAAAUCUUCGACAUCAAAAUCUCCAGAAUUGUUGGCCAGAUUCUGCGAUUCAUUACUUAGGAAGAGUGCAAAGAACCCGGAAGAAGGUGACCUUGAAGACGUUUUAAACAAUAUUAUGACCGUCUUCAAAUAUGUGGAAGAUAAAGACGUCUUCCAGAAAUUCUAUUCUAAGAUGUUAGCAAAGCGUCUUGUGAAUGGUACAUCGGCGUCCGAAGACGCCGAAUCAUCCAUGAUUUCAAAAUUAAAGGAAGCGUGUGGUUUUGAAUAUACAUCAAAAUUACAGCGUAUGUUUACUGAUAUGGGUCUAAGUAAAGACCUUAAUGAUCAGUUUAAAGAUAGAUUUUCGGUAGAAGCAGGUGAACCGCAAGUCGAUUUCUCGGUUCUUGUAUUGGGAACAGCAUCCUGGCCACUUCAACCAUCUACAACUAAUUUCAUCAUACCAGAAGAGGUUGAAAGAACUUUUCAACGCUUCAAGAUGUUUUAUCAAAACAAACAUUCGGGUCGUAAAUUAAAUUGGCUAUUUCAUCUUUCAAAAGGUGAAUUGAAAACCAAUUACUUGAAAGCAACAAAGACAGGAUAUACUUUUCAGGUUUCCACGUAUCAAAUGGGGAUUCUCUUACAAUAUAAUAAAGAUACAUCAUACGCUUUUGAAGAAUUGAGUCAGAGUACAGAUUUGAGUCCAGACGUUCUAUCUGGACAGUUGGGUAUCUUAGUAAAAGCUAAAGUACUAUUACUUUCCAAUGGCUCAAGUGUUGGAGAACCUAGUUCUCGAUAUGAUUUGAAUAUGGAUUUCAAGAGUAAGAAGGUCCGUAUCCAAUUAAACGUUCCUGUCAAAUCUGAACAAAAGGUUGAGGUGGAAGAAACUCAUAAAACUGUCGAAGAAGACAGAAAAUUAUUGAUGCAGGCUGCCAUUGUUCGCAUUAUGAAGACCCGUAAGACGAUGAAACACGUAACCCUUGUUCAAGAAGUGAUUUCUCAAUUAUCAAAUCGCUUUAAACCAAGAGUUCCCGAUAUCAAAAAGUGUAUUGAUGUCUUGUUAGAAAAGGAAUACAUAGAACGUGUAGAUGGUCAAAAAGACAUGUUUUCUUAUGUUGCUUAA